AUGCCAGAAAGGGAUCUCGUCUUAUGGAGUAUGCUUAUUACUGCCCAUGCAAAAGCCAAUAAUCUAACCCAAGCUAAAAAGACCUUUGACAAGAAUAUUGUAGUUUCGACUUCUAUUCUAGCAGCAUAUACCCAAAGUGGGCACCCUGAAAAGGCGAAAACAAUCUUCGAGACUAUGCCAGAAAGGAAUCUUGUAUCGUGGACUUCACUCCUGGCAGCUUACUCACACAGGGAAAAAGUCGAAUAUGCCCCAAAGAAAUCUAGCUUCGUGGAAUUUCAUGCUUGCGGCAUAUGCCCAAAACGCACUCGAAACCAGGAGCUCUUCGAAGCAAUGCCAGAGAGAGACUUGGUCUCGUGGACGACAAUGGUGACAAGCUACACUCAAACCGAACACUUCGAAAGCGCCAAGAACGUGUUCGAAUCAAUGCCGGAGCGCAACUCGAUGGCAUGGAAGGCGAUGAUCGCAGCUCACGCGAGACAGGUGGAGGAAGCCAAGUUUACGUUCCAUCAAAUGCCACUCCAGAGCCUGGUCUCGUGGAACACGAUGAUCUUCGCGUACGGUCAGUCGGGCUACUGUGACGAGGCGUACAAUGCGAUGCCGGAGAGAGACGCUGGAUCCCCGACGACCAUGUUUUCGGCCUACGCGCACAACGGACACAUCGAUCGCGCUGCCAAGUUAUUCGAUCUGUCGCCUCUUCUGGACAUCAUCUCUUGGAGGACGAUUCUCGCGGCCUUUGCUCAAAACGGACAGUUUCCCAGUGUUGGAUACGUAUGA
This is a messenger RNA of Selaginella moellendorffii, 774 nucleotides long. Its product is annotated as pentatricopeptide repeat-containing protein At2g35030, mitochondrial-like. The coding region runs from base 1 to 774 and encodes 257 amino acids. The record is from RefSeq and is a predicted model, not a curated record. The transcript has a single exon. NCBI's taxonomy places the organism in Eukaryota, Viridiplantae, Streptophyta, Lycopodiopsida, Selaginellales, Selaginellaceae. Gene Ontology annotation, molecular function: protein binding.